GUCUUUAAGGCUGUUUGCUGUGAGCGACUCUACCAGAGGAAACAGAAGAGGACCGAGUGUGUCUGUUUCUCCAGCUCUAAACAUGCUGCAGCUGCUUCUCUUCCUGCUGCUGUCCUCCACAGCCGACAGCCAGAGUCAGCGAGUGUCGGGCUACAAGAAGUCAAACGCGUGUGCGUGCGAGGUAAACUCCACCGCGUGGCUCUUCCCCGCUCAGCAGUUCUUGGGCGUGUUGGGGGAAGUCGCGACCUGCCAAAAAUCUCUGAAUGACCUGCAAGAAGAGCUGAUGUUCUCCAGCCAGCGCCUCCCUCUGAUCCAGGAUCAGGUCGCCAACUUUACAACCCGGCUGGAGCCUUACAACUACCUGCACUUCCGCGGCCUGUACACAGAACUGCAUCUGCGUCAGCUGGGCCAGGAGCUCAGCACGUUAAAGCAGAACAUCGAUGAGGUCCAAACCCAGCUCAACAACUCAGACACACAGAAACUCUCGAGAGAGGUGGAGAAACUGCAUAAAGAUGUAAAAAAGAUCCAAAACUCAGACACAGUUAACAUGAAGGCUGUGAAGGAGAAACUGCGCCACCUAAAGAACAAUGUGGAGUCCUGCAAGUCGAUCCCCAAAGACUUCAGAGGUGACAAAAAGUACUGCCUGAAAGGCCUGAUCACCAACAUCAGCGACCCUAUCACCUCUAAAGUCAGUCCCUAUGGUAAGAGCUACAUCUCAGGUUCGUGGGGCAAGCAAGCCCAGAUGGAGAGCAAUGGGGAGAAGAACAGCUACUGGGUUCAGCCUCUGGUCAGCAGUCACAUCUGGGGCAACACCGUGCGUGUUUAUCAGACCUACGAAGACUUCAUGGCCUCAACAAACCACAGAGACUUUACCUUCGCCUCAUCGCACAGCCACCCCAACGCCAUUGAGGGUCCGAGUGCCGUGCUGUAUGGCGAGGCUCUGUACUAUAACUGCUACCGCUCUGCAGACAUCUGCCGAUACGACCUGAAGACCAACGAGGUCAAACGGGUCACCCUUCCAGGCACUGGGGUGGGCUUCAACAACAAGUUCCCCUACUGUUACUACGACUGCCGGCUCAACAGCGAUGUGGAUGUGGAGGCAGAUGAAACGGGACUGUGGGCGCUCUAUGCCUCUGUAGGGAACCACGGUAACCUCGUGAUCAGCCGACUGCUGUGGGACAGCGAGGCCAAGACCCUCAACGUGACACAGACGUGGGAAACCAGGCUGUUCAAGAAGGCGGCGAGCAAUGCCUUCAUGGUGUGCGGUGUGAUGUACGCGACUCGUUACGUUAACGAGUACCGCGAGGAGGUGUUCUACGCCUUCGACACAGCCACAGGCAAAGAGGACAACUGGCUAGCACUGCCGAUGGAGAAGGUAGCUAAAGGAGUGGCCAGUCUGAGCUACAACCCCACCAACCGGCAGCUCUACAUGUACAACGAUGGAUACUUACUGGCCUACCAGGUCCACUUCUGAUUGGAUGCUUCAUGGAGAGUUAUGGUCACAUGACUCAGCAAGAAAACAGCAACCAGAUUAUUUUAUGUAACAGCAGUGUUAGCAGGCAAUGCUAAUGCUAAAGGUAUAUCAUGUACGCUGUACACAGUGUUCUGUUAACGGAUCCUAAU
Archocentrus centrarchus (flier cichlid) is the source of this 1623-nucleotide messenger RNA. RefSeq names its product olfactomedin-like. Bases 83 to 1474 code for a protein of 463 amino acids. Gene Ontology annotation, biological process: signal transduction. Lineage: Eukaryota; Metazoa; Chordata; Actinopteri; Cichliformes; Cichlidae. The record is from RefSeq and is a predicted model, not a curated record. The transcript is spliced from 5 exons.